Lycium ferocissimum is the source of this 2555-nucleotide messenger RNA. RefSeq names its product cysteine and histidine-rich domain-containing protein RAR1. NCBI's taxonomy places the organism in Eukaryota, Viridiplantae, Streptophyta, Magnoliopsida, Solanales, Solanaceae. The transcript has 5 exons. Gene Ontology annotation, cellular component: cytoplasm; nucleus. The record is from RefSeq and is a predicted model, not a curated record. Gene Ontology annotation, molecular function: Hsp90 protein binding. Bases 1634 to 2335 code for a protein of 233 amino acids. Gene Ontology annotation, biological process: defense response to fungus; defense response to bacterium.
UGCAAACACAUAAAAGAGAUAACCCGCACGGGGCUUGAGCUCGACCCAGAAGGCUAAUCCCCUGCUAUCGUAGGCAGGAGGUUUCGAACCUUAGACCUCCAUUAUGAAAGUCCCAUGCUCAACCAACUGAUCCACCCUUGUUGAUUCAUGUAUUUACUUAAGUGAUAAUCUCUUCAAACUUCGUUGUGGAAAUCCCUUGUUUGGUUGCUGGUUAGGAACUAAGUUAUUCAAGUAUUAAAUCAUGCAUAAGUAAUACUGGCAUGUUUGGUAGCAUUCUUUUGCUAUGUAUAAAAUUCAACACAUCUAACCCUGAAUAACUAAGUCCUAUAUAAAAUAAUACAUAGAUUCCUUCAUAACUAAUCUCUACAUUACUAAUACCUGCAUAAUUCUAACCAGCAACCAACUGUUCACUUCAGUGUUAAUCUCUUCAAACUUCAUUGUGAAGAUCCCUUUAGGAUGUAGGUUUUUUUGCUUUUAUCAUUCUUGUUGUGCUGUUUGCUUAAAUGACAUAGGUAUAGUUUUAAAACUGGAAUAGGUUCAUGUAUUCAGUAUUCAUUUCAGUGUUACUGUUAAUCUCUUCAAAGUUCAUUGUAAAAUCCCUUUUGGGAUGUGGGGUUUUUCUUUUUUCCCGUUUCUUGCUGUUCUGUUAAGUUAAACGACAUAGCCAUAGAAUUUGAGCUGGAACAAGUCCAUGUAUUCAGUAUUAACUUCAGUGUUAAUCUCCUCAAACUUCAUUGUAAAAAUCCCUUUAGGGAUGUGGGGUUUUUCUUUAUCCCCGUCUUUGCUGUUCUGUUAGGUUAAACGACAUAGCUGUAGAAUUUGAGCUGGAAUAGGUUCAUGUUUGUAUAGAAAUUGAUAGUUAAAUUAAUUCAUCACAACAUCUGGCAAAGAGGCAGUUCACAUAUAGUAAUUUACUUGGCAUGGAAAUCUUUAGUAUUCAGUUCCUUUCUUGUUGGUUCAUGUAUUGACUUUCAGUGUCUUAUCUAUUCAAACUUAUUGUGAAAAUCCCUUUAGGAAUGUGGGACUUUUUUUUACUUUUCCCUUCCCUUCCUUGCUGUUUUGUUAGCAUAAACGACAUAGGUGUAGAAUUUGAGCUGGAAUAGGUUCAUGUUUGUGUAGAAGUUGAUUGUUAAAUUCAUUCUAGCACCAAUGAUAUCUGGCGAAAAGACAGUUAUGAUAUAGUAAUUCACUUGGCAAUGGAAGUCUUUAGUACUCUCUCCGUUCUUUUUACUUGUGUAGUAUACUAAUAAUAGAUCUUCCUCUUUACUUGUCUGCUUUAGCUAACCGAAGGAGAAUUAAUUAUGUUUUUCUAAUUUUACUUAUUAUUACGUAACCAUUUCCCAAACUAAUUGGAGUACUAGGAGGCAAAGUUAGAUUUCUAAAGUACCAUUAAUAAGGAAAAUUUAGUAAACUGAACACUUAAUUAAUGCAAAUGCCCUGUUUAUAUUGUCAAGAAUCAGCAAAAUGUCAUUUUGCUUACAGAUAAAAAAAGACAAUCAACACAAUGUCUGGUGAAAUUACGGCAAAUACAUGUAAGAAUAUGAUUGUCACUUGGAAUAUAGAGAUUAUAGGAGGAAUCUACCAUGAAAAAAUAUAAAUGUCAUCUCAAGUAUUAGAUUAAUGUUGCAUUUCCAUGGACUUGAACACUUUCGCUCAUGAAUUAUGCUUGCCUUCUAAGCAUCUGUUGACAAGUUUGUUUUUCUUUUGCACGGACCGCACUGGACAUGAAUGCACUUAUUGGCUCCUUUGGCAUCAGGGUCCUUUAUUUCAUGAUGGAAUGAAGCAGUGGAGUUGUUGCAAGAAAAAGAGUCAUGAUUUCAGUUUAUUUCUCGAAAUUCCUGGUUGUAAGACAGGAAAGCACACGACAGAAAAACCAGUCAUAGCAGCAAAGCCAUCUGCUACCCGAAAUACAGCAAUUCCUGCUCCAACUCCUAUGACCAAUGCAUCACCGAAAGAAGCUUGUCCUAGAUGCCGCCAGGGAUUCUUUUGCUCUGAUCACGGUUCACAACCCAAAGAAGCAAUUCCAAAAGCAUCAAAUUCAGUAACAUCUGUACCUGCUGAGAGCAAUACAGAUGUAAAGCAAGUCCAUCCGGCUCCAGUGAAGAAGAAAGUUGGUAUAAACGAGCCCCAAAUCUGUAAAAACAAGGGCUGUGGUAAGACAUUUACAGAAAAGGAAAAUCAUGACACUGCUUGUAGUUACCAUCCUGGACCUGCAAUCUUCCAUGACCGGAUGAGAGGAUGGAAAUGCUGUGAUAUUCAUGUCAAAGAAUUUGACGAGUUCAUGAGCAUAGUGCCAUGCACCAAAGGAUGGCACAACGCCGACCCAGUGUCCUAAUAGGCUCAUACACGAGCCCUGGCCUGUUUGUUCCAUCAUUUAUCGAUCAACUGAUGUUGCUACUGUGGACAUUGAUAUAAUUUUUCUUUCAGUCCCUAUGCCACUAGGUCUCUGUGUCUGUAAGGUGCCAAAGGACAAUUGAGAUGGACAAUCUAUAAUGUCAAAUUUUGAAAAACUGUUCGGUGAAAUAUCUUGUAACGUGCUUUAGGUCUUUGUCAUA